GUGCUACAGGCUGCUGCUGCUGCUACUGGAGCCAUGGCGGACCUCCAAAUGAAACUGCUCCGCAAGAAAAUCCAGAAAAGAAACGACAAGAACAAGGAGAGGAAGCUCAAACAGAAGGCCCAGGACGGAGAGCCGGUUAAUGGACUUGAGAAAGAGGCUUUUGAGGAGACGUCUGCCCUCACAGAGACUGAAGUCAAACCCAAAAAGAAACAGCAGCUGCAGACAGAGGCCGCUGUGGAUGAGAGCACUGCACAAAACAGCACAGAGCCCCCAGUGAAGAAGAAGAAAAAGAAGAGGAAGCUGGGAGAUGCCACACCACAAGAGACGCCAGUUAAGAAGACUAAACCCUCCGAAGUAGAGGAGGAUGAGGAGGAUGAGGAGGGGGAUCAAGAAAAGGCCGGAGCUGAGGAUGUCCCGGAGAUGGAGGAUGGGACAGAGGAUGAGGAGCAGCCAGAGCUCCCAUCUGGACUCACAGGAGCGUUCGAGGACACGUCAUUUGCUUCCCUCUCUGACCUCAUCAGUGACAACACCCUCAAAGGAGUCAAGGAGAUGGGCUUUGAGCAUAUGACAGAGAUUCAGCAUAAAACCAUCCGUCCGCUGCUGGAGGGGAGGGACGUGCUGGCUGCUGCGAGGACAGGCAGCGGAAAGACCCUGGCCUUUCUCAUCCCUUCCAUUGAGCUCAUCUACAAACUCAAGUUCAUGCCCAGGAACGGCACUGGGGUGGUGAUCCUGUCUCCCACUCGAGAGCUGGCCAUGCAGACGUAUGGAGUGAUGAAGGAGCUGAUGACCCACCACGUCCACACGUAUGGCCUCAUCAUGGGUGGCAGCAACCGCUCUGCUGAGGCCCAGAAACUGGCCAAUGGAGUAAACAUCCUGGUAGCCACGCCGGGUAGACUGCUGGACCACCUACAGAACACACCUGGCUUUAUGUACAAAAACCUGCAGUGUCUGAUCAUCGAUGAGGCCGAUCGCAUCCUGGAGGUGGGCUUUGAGGAGGAGCUCAAGCAGAUCAUCAAACUGCUGCCCAAGAAGAGGCAGACAAUGCUGUUCUCGGCCACUCAGACUCGCCGUGUGGAGGACCUGGCUCGUAUCUCCCUGAAGAAAGAGCCUCUGUACGUGGGUGUGGACGACAAUAAGGACAAGGCCACUGUGGAUGGACUGGAACAGGGCUACGUGGUGUGUCCCUCAGAGAAGCGCUUCCUGCUGCUCUUCACGUUCCUGAAGAAGAACCGUAAGAAGAAGCUGAUGGUGUUUUUCUCCUCCUGCAUGUCCGUCAAGUUCCACUACGAGCUGCUUAACUACAUCGACCUGCCCGUCAUGGCCAUCCACGGGAAGCAGAAGCAGACCAAACGCACCACCACCUUCUUCCAAUUCUGUAAUGCAGACUCUGGGAUCCUGCUGUGCACAGAUGUAGCUGCCCGUGGUCUGGACAUCCCCGAGGUGGACUGGAUCGUCCAGUAUGACCCGCCUGAUGACCCUAAGGAGUACAUCCACAGAGUGGGCAGAACAGCCCGAGGGAUCAACGGCCGAGGCCACGCCCUGCUCAUCCUGCGCCCUGAGGAGCUGGGAUUUCUACGCUUCCUCAAGCAGGCCAAGGUACCGCUGAGCGAGUUUGAGUUUUCCUGGAGUAAGAUCUCAGACAUUCAGUCCCAGUUGGAGAAGCUGAUCGAAAAGAACUACUACCUGCACAAGUCAGCCCAGGAGGCCUACAAGUCUUACGUGCGGGCCUAUGACUCUCACUCGCUCAAACAGAUCUACAGUGUCAAUACCCUCAACCUCCCCAUGGUGGCACUGUCCUUUGGCUUCAAAGUGCCCCCAUAUGUCGACCUCAACGCUCACAGCAGUAAAGGAGCCAAGCUGCAGAAACGUGGAGGAGGAGGGGGCUUUGGAUACCAGAAGUCCAAGAAUGUCCAUAAGGCCAAGAUCUUCAAACAUGUCAACAAAGGCAAAAGGGACCAGAGACAAUUCUCCCGCUAGGACCUUCCUCCCU
Messenger RNA from Periophthalmus magnuspinnatus, 1990 nucleotides. RefSeq names its product DEAD (Asp-Glu-Ala-Asp) box polypeptide 18 (gene ddx18). Lineage: Eukaryota; Metazoa; Chordata; Actinopteri; Gobiiformes; Gobiidae. Gene Ontology annotation, biological process: maturation of LSU-rRNA from tricistronic rRNA transcript (SSU-rRNA, 5.8S rRNA, LSU-rRNA). Gene Ontology annotation, molecular function: ATP binding; nucleic acid binding; RNA helicase activity. The transcript is spliced from 15 exons. The record is from RefSeq and is a predicted model, not a curated record. The coding region runs from base 34 to 1977 and encodes 647 amino acids. Gene Ontology annotation, cellular component: nucleolus.